Messenger RNA from Chaetura pelagica (chimney swift), 570 nucleotides. Its product is annotated as serine/threonine-protein kinase MARK2-like. The annotation marks the transcript as partial. Gene Ontology annotation, cellular component: cytoplasm. NCBI's taxonomy places the organism in Eukaryota, Metazoa, Chordata, Aves, Apodiformes, Apodidae. Gene Ontology annotation, biological process: microtubule cytoskeleton organization; protein phosphorylation; intracellular signal transduction. Gene Ontology annotation, molecular function: ATP binding; protein serine/threonine kinase activity; tau-protein kinase activity. The transcript is spliced from 4 exons. The record is from RefSeq and is a predicted model, not a curated record.
GCUGAGAACCUGCUCCUGGAUGCCGACAUGAACAUCAAGAUUGCAGAUUUUGGGUUCAGCAACGAGUUCACCUUUGGGAACAAACUGGACACCUUCUGUGGGUCCCCCCCCUACGCUGCCCCCGAGCUCUUCCAGGGCAAGAAGUAUGAUGGGCCUGAGGUGGAUGUGUGGAGUCUGGGGGUCAUUCUGUACACCCUGGUCAGCGGGUCCCUGCCCUUCGAUGGGCAGAACCUCAAGGAGCUGCGGGAGCGGGUCCUGCGGGGCAAGUACCGGAUCCCCUUCUACAUGUCCACGGACUGUGAGAACCUGCUCAAGAAGUUCCUCAUCCUCAACCCCACCAAAAGGGGCACCCUGGAGCAAAUCAUGAAGGACCGUUGGAUGAACGUGGGUCACGAGGAUGAUGAGCUGAAGCCCUACAUGGAGCCUGUCCCUGACUACAAGGACCCUCGGAGGACAGAGCUGAUGGUGUCCAUGGGGUACACGCGGGAGGAGAUCCAGGAGUCGCUGGUGGGGCAGAAGUACAACGAGGUGAUGGCCACUUACCUGCUGCUGGAAAACAAGACCUCAGAG